AUGUCUUUAAAAGGAGCAUCACUUAUCCGAAUAGGAAAUAAUCUUCAUACUACUACUGAAGAAGUUGAAGAUCCAUACAACACAGACUUGAAUCAUUCAUUUUCAUUUGAAUUGUUAGGAACUCAUAGUGUUAAUGAUCAACAAGAUUGUAGCCUUUCAUUACCUCAUGAUUUAAACAACUCUUGUCUUUCAAGAACUGAGUCACCAUCGUUUGUUUUUGCGAAGUUCAAAGAUUAUGAUGAAAAUGAAGCAUUAGUUGUAGUUGAUACUGUUAAUAAGCAAACAAAUUUGAACGAAGAAGAAUUUACUUCGAAUGAAGAGUUCUAUAAAAGUUCAAAUACUUUAAAUAGAUAUAACGCAAUGUCGGUAGAUAAUGAUAUAGUAAACGAUAGACAAGCAAGUUUUACUGAAGAAAAUGCUGCACUUGAGGAAUGGAACCGUAAAAGUAUUAAACAAAGAAAAAGUAGUUCUUAUUUAGUCCCAAACCCCCAUUUAAAACAUUUGAAUUUGAAGAAUAGCAAUAAAAUUCAAUCUCUGCCUAUUUUAAAGAAUGGAUCAAGAUUUCAAGACUUAAAAAGUUCUAGAACUAGUAACAAAACCGACAGAAUUGUUUUAAGUAAUACCUGUGCAUUUGAUGGAUUAUCGUCUAUUCUAAUGUUAUCAUAUUGUGAUAGUCAAAUAUAUUCAACAUUCAUAGAUUCUAUCAAUGACAAUAAGUAUUUCAAUUUCAUUUCAAGUUUAGUGAAAAAUGGAAUUACAUCCUCAACUUACUCUAAAAGAACUGAAGUUAUAAUGAAUUUUUUAAAACCAGAAAUACAACCAUUGCAGUAUAACAUCACAUUAGCUAAAUGUGAUGCUACCAUGGGUCAUGUUAUAAAAGCUUUGCUCAACGAUUAUCCAACAAUCGAAGAAUUUUCAAAAUGUUCUUCCAACCAUUGCAUUAAAACUUCAAAGUGCCAAUUGAUGUUUUUAACAUAUCAGACUGGACAUAAUGAAAACUUGAGUGGCUUACAGAAUUUCAUCAAAGAACGUACCAGUGUACAAUAUUUGAAAUGUAGUGAGAAUUGUGAUGGUAUAAAAACUGUACAUUCAAAAAUAUCAACCCACCAUUUAUUUAUUGAUGUCUUGCAAUGGGAUGGUAAUGAUCCAACUACAUCCAUGUGUAGUACUGAAGCAGCUAGCAUGGUUCAAGUUAAGCUGAAGGACAUUCCACAAAUACUUGUGUAUGAAAGCACCAUAUAUGAACUUCGUGGUGCUAUACAUUUUUAUAAAGGAAAAAGUGGAUUAAGGAAUUCGGUAGGUCAUUAUACAGCUUAUGCUAAAAGGGGUACGCACAGCUGGGAAUUGUACGAUGAUCUAAAAAAACGACCAAUUCCAGUUAAGGAAAAUAAAACUGACCAAGUGUUAAACAAUACAAAAAAAAAAAAGAGAAGUGUUGCUCCUUAA
This is a messenger RNA of Aphis gossypii (cotton aphid), 1446 nucleotides long. RefSeq lists its product as uncharacterized. NCBI's taxonomy places the organism in Eukaryota, Metazoa, Arthropoda, Insecta, Hemiptera, Aphididae. Bases 1 to 1446 code for a protein of 481 amino acids. The record is from RefSeq and is a predicted model, not a curated record. The transcript is spliced from 4 exons.